Molecule: messenger RNA, 7507 nt
Organism: Phascolarctos cinereus (koala)
Lineage: Eukaryota; Metazoa; Chordata; Mammalia; Diprotodontia; Phascolarctidae
Gene: TNFRSF11A
Product: TNF receptor superfamily member 11a
Biological process (GO): ossification; response to interleukin-1; lymph node development
Cellular component (GO): external side of plasma membrane
Molecular function (GO): cytokine binding; tumor necrosis factor receptor activity
Source: RefSeq, a predicted model, not a curated record
ACAGGUGGCUGCGGCCCGCAGAAAGAGACUGCACGCGGCGGGCUUCUGGGGAGGUGGCGAGGGAAGGGCCGAGGGAGGGAGCUCCAGGGAACGUGGGGCGAGGGUGUCAGCGAGACAGCCAGUGCCACCGGGAAGGCGCUAGAGGGAACAGGCGCGGGUGCGCGCCAUGGCCCCGUCUUGCCGGCGGCGGCCCCUCCACCGCCUCCUCCAGCUUCUCGGGCUGUGCGUCCUGCUCGCCCCGCUACAGUUAACCCUCCAAAUCACUCUUCGGUGCAACAGUGAGAAGCAUUAUGAGCAUGAAGGAAGGUGCUGCACCAAAUGCGAUCCAGGAAAGUAUAUGUCUGCGAAAUGCACUGCAACCUCUGAAAGCAUAUGUUUACCUUGUGGCCCAGAUGAAUACAUACAUACCUGGAAUGAAGAAGAUAAGUGUUUGCUGCAUAAAGUUUGUGAUAGUGGAAAAGGUCUGAAAGUAGUUCAUCCUGGCAAUCGAACAUUCCCACGGCAGUGUGCCUGUACCCCUGGGUACCACUGGAGUGACGACUUUGACAGCUGUCAACGCAAUGGAAAAUGUGGCCCAGGCUUUGAAGCCGAAAAUCCUUUACAGCCAAACGAGGAUCCAGGAUGUAAGCCAUGCCUCAUGGGCUACUUCUCCAAUGCUUUUUCUUCCAAGUGUAAAUCCUGGACCAACUGCACCAGCCUUGGAAUGGUAGAGAAAACUCCUGGGACUGAUAAGUCAGAUGUGAUUUGUGAUCCUUUGCAACCUGAAAAACCAGUACAUGAAUCACCAAAAUACUUACACAAUAUAAUCUUUCUACUCCUCCUGGCAUGUUUGGCAGUAAUUACAGUCAUCAUCUUUGGGAUCUACUAUAGGAAGGAAGGGAAAGCGCUGACAGCUCAUCUGUGGCUUUGGAUCAAUGACACAUGCAGUAUCCUGAGACGAAAUAAGGAGUCAUCUGGUGAUAAUUUCAUCCAUACACACAUGACAACAUUGAGUGCUAGCCAAGCUUGUGAAGACAUUUUAUUAUGGACCCCAGAAGAAAAGAUGGUACCUGAAGACUCGUGUUAUCCACAGGGACAUGUUGUGUGUGGGGAAGCAGAUCCAUGUAAAGUGGAAGAUGCUGCCAUGCUGUCCUUAGUCAGUGAGACUGAGGAAGAUAACUUUAGGCAGAUUCCCACAGAAGAUGAAUAUGUGGACCGAGCUCCUCAUGGUUCUGAUUGUUUAUUGUUAUUGAGUAGGCCUGGAAGCAAGCCAGCUUCCCCUUUCUCAGAGCCCUUGGAGGUUGGGGAGAAUGACAGCUUAAGCCAGUGUUUCACUGGUACCGAAAGCACAAUGGAUUCAGAGAGCUCCUAUUGCACUAAAUCUUCAUGCAGGACUGACUCCAUCCAUAUUUCCUCUGAACUGUACUUGCAGAAAUCUUUCCACUGCAAUGACAGUAACCUUGCUAAGGAGGUGGAGAGCAGUGACAGGAAUCAUUGGGCAGCCGACCUUGACUUAACAAAUGGCUGUAGGGGCUGCAGGGAGCCUCUCAGGAAAUACACUGAAGCUUCUGAGAAGAAAGCUGACCACAUCAUAGCAUCCUUUGAGAAUGGACCUUUCCCACAGUGCGCCUGUGGCUCAGACCUUCCUCCAGAAAGUCAGAGUAGCCUGGCAAGUGAUGCUGAGGGUGAAGACUUGUCCUUUGAUGGGACUGAAGUGAAGUUCCCUAACACAAAAAGAGGCAGUUCUGGUUCAGGUGGUACCUCCAGCGACUCGCCUCUUGCAUCUGGAAAUGUGACUGGAAACAGUAACUCUACAUUUAUUUCAAGUGGGCAAGUAAUGAAUUUCAAGGGAGAUAUCAUUGUAGUCUACGUUAGUCAAAACUCCCAGGAGGGCCCCACCAUCCCAGGAACUGUGGGGGAAAAUGUUGGCAGCCCAGUGCAAGAGGAGAACACAAACCGCUGUGACACUUUUGCAGGGAAUGAUCUCAAUUUCAAAGAGAAAUGUGCUGAGAGCUCCCUGGGGAACUCUUCUGAGGAUAAAGCGCAGAACUGCUUGAGAGAACAUACUGGAAGAUCAGAGCCAAGGAUUCAAGAGGAAACCCAACAUGGCCCUGAUAAAGAGACCGACCAGAGCACAGCCUCUCAACCUGUGCAGGAGGAAGGAAGACCCAAAUCCCGUUCCCUGAAAGCUUGGCAGUGAUGGGAAGUUAAUACUGCUUCUGUCUCUUCCCAAAGGGUGUCAGAACUCAAAGAGCACCAGUCCAGGAGUCAGGAGACUGGGGAUCUAGUCUCAGAUCUGCUACCAGGUCAUGUGACCUCAGACAGGAAUUUCCCUUUUCUGGGUCUCAUUUGCUUCAUCUGUAGAGUGAGGGGUUCAUACUAGAUGCCUUGUAAAGUCUCAUUCCUCUCCAAAGGUUCAGUGAUUCUAGUCAUUCUCCCUGUUUAUUCUCAGUCAUGCACAUGCCCAUACAUAUAAUGUAAUAAGCAUAGAUCAGGGGUGUCAAAUUCAAAUCUACAAAUGGACCAGUUUUCAUCUUUGGAAAAUACUAGUGCAUGGCACAGAUGAUAAAUCUCAAGUAGGGUCAAAAUUAGGAGUCUGGGGGAUGGACAAUAGGUGGGAGUUGAUCCUUCUGUGACCCACCUGUUUAUGGGUCAUCACCUGUAAAUCCUUCUAUAAUUUGAUAGUUUGCUGUUUGGCUCAUUACUAAUCUGUAUCCUCUGUGUCCUUUUGAUCUUUUCCCUUUUAUUAUGAUAUCUGUGGCACUCUUUCUACCUUGCUCUUCACAGAUAGGGUUAAUUUUGAAAGCCCUAUUUUUGUAUUUCUGGUAACUGUACCUGUGCCUAUUGAAUUUACAGUUCCCGUGAUGGUUAAUGCCAUCAGCACAUGCUGCUCCUUCAUUCACAUUUGUCCCCAUGCUCGGCUGCCUGUAUUUCCCUUUUGUUGUCUUACCUGUCAUUUCUCCUGUUGUAUCCCUUUGAUUCCAUCUUGGUGACCACGUGGCCUUCUUCUGGGUGUACAUUUGUACACUUUCUGUCUCAACUAUUCUCGAUGUUUUUCGCUUUUUUAUUGACCACUUCUCAACAAUUCUAAGUGGUGCCUUCUUCCUGCUUUAAUUUUCUCUCUUUUGUAUAGACAAGACAUCUUCAUGUUUUGGAAAUAGCCUUUUGAGGGGUCUGUCUUGGAAGGCAGAGUGGUUUAGUAGAAAAAUCACUUUCUGUAAAAUUAGCGGGCCUAGGUUCAAAUCCCCACUUGUGUGAGCCUGGGCAAGCUACUUAACCUUCAUGGCCUCAGUUUCUUAAUCUGUAAAACAUAAGGGUUAGUAAAUGCCUUCUGAGAUCCAUUAAAGCUCUGGAUCUAUGAUCUUGUGUGUCUUGUCAGUCAUAAAUUCUUUGGGACCAGAAAUAUUAAAAAAAAAAAAAAGCUUUAGGAAAACACUGGAAAAUUUGAGAACAAAAAUUUUCCCCAUGUGGACUUUUUCAGUUUUUCCUUUUUUUUUUAAGCAGGAGAUAACACAAUUUUUUCCUCUGAAACGUUCUGCUCUUCCUCACUCUAAGCCAAGCUUUCCUAUCUCUCAAUAGAACUAAAUAUAGGCAUUCUAAAAUAUAAUUGAAUUGUUGAGUGCCAUUUGACACUCUUGUUCUAGAUGUUUUUGUUUGUUUUGUUUUAUUUUUUAGCAACUAAAUGGCAGGGAAAAAAAUCCAAGUCACCAUGAAUUAUGGCCCCUAAAUGUCUUUUUGGAAAGACACUCAGGGGCCAUAAAAUGAUGAAGAUGGGCUAAAUGAUCUCUUUAAACUUCCUUGUAGCUCUAAUACUCUAGGAUGCCAUGAUCCUAGAGUUCUGAGCUAACCAGGUUAUUUUUACUGUCACUUUCAUUCAAUUAGUGUGAACUAUAACUCUGUGCCUCUAUUUUCUAACUUAAAGGGAGAGACAGAGACAUGUAUAACACAGUGUCCAGAAAGUUAGCCCUCUAAGGCAGAAAGACUUGAGUUCAAAUCCUGCUUCUGACACAUUACUGGCUGUGAGAUUCUGGGCAAGUCCUUUAACUUCUUAGUGCCCCUGGGAGCUCUCUAAGACCAAAGUUGCAGAGCAACUAUUGAUCUACAUUGGUAGAGGGAAUUUCCCCACUGGGAGUUCCCUACACCAUUGAAACCACAACUUUCCCCUUCCCUACACCCCUUGGAACCACAAGACCCCCCCCUCCAAAAAAAAUGGGUAUAAUGAUACCUGUCAAAUUUUUUUUCUACGUAGAACUAUCAUGAGAAUGAGAGGAAAAUGUUGGGAAAGUUCUUUGAGAUCCUUAAUGGAAGGUGCUAUAAAAUAUAGGAGGGAAAAAAGAGGUAGGAUUUUCCUUCUUGACUCCUGUUUGUUUUUCAUGUUAUUGCUAAAAAUAAAUAAGAAAUUAGAAAUCAAUCAUUUGGGAAAGCUAAGUCUAUACCUGACACCACUGUAUACCACAGAGAUGUAUACUACUGAUGUAAGCAGAAUGAGAAUAGAAAUUGGUGGAAGGUUGUUAACUUAAUAUUAAACUGAUAUUUGACCUAAAAUGUUGCUCUUUGAUAGCUUGGUGAAAUGUGAAUCUUUACAAGAUCAUUUCCUAAUUUUUUCACGUAUAGCAUCUCUCUUCCUAUUUCUAUGAUCCUCAGUGGUUUGCUCUUGGUCCUCUCGCCAGAAAAGCUAGAUAGAAGACGCUGCUGCGGGAACACCAUCACCUCAUCUAUUUAGUUUACUCCUUUCUUGACUUUACCAGAUAACUCCUCAAAGUUCAUCCUAUGAAAUGCUAGAAGGGAAGAAGUUUCUUCUCCACACUUACCUUUGAUACCAGGAAAUGCAAGAUUUUGUGUUCGUUUUUAAUCCAAGGGGAAGGUAUAAACCGGCCAGAUUUCAGGUUCAGAGUAACCCUUCCCCUACUUCACCAGCACACACCUCCCUUGUGCUUUUGCAAAAUGAAUUCUAUGCUAAUGCUCCUACAAUACAUCAUUUCAUAAAAACAAUUAUAAAAUGAGUUCCUGCCCCCUAACAUCCAGAAGGGGGCGCUGUCCAGCCUGUGGUCAGAAGCUGAGAAAGCUGGAGGAAGCUGAUAAAGGGGACCAAUAAUUUAUAGACUGGAAUCUUAAGGGUUCGGAAGGCUCUUAGAGGGGGAAAAUUUCCAGGUCCUCCUGAGUUAGUAUGUGGUAGUGUCCCUAACCAAUUUUGUUGGAAGCAUUGUGAAUUCCUGGAACUUAAGUGAAAUUAUUUAUGUAAACAUAAAAUUUCAUUCUAAAGCCAAGUACAAAUAAUGUUUAGAAAUACAAAUGAUGCUUGGAUUCCUUGUGUUCCAAGAGGUUGCAGGACUGCUUGCUGGAGCUUAAUCCACUGGGCAUGAUACCAAAGGGGAUGGCUUGAAAAGUCCUUCCCAAGUCUAGAAUUCUACAAUCUAUAAUUACUGAUCUCUUCCAUUUGGACAGAUAAUCAAAAAUUGCCUGUAUUUAUAUAAAAUCUAGAAGACUGAUAGAAUUGUUUUAUACUUGGGCAGAGUGAGUGAAGGGGUUUGUCUCUUUUUACAGGAAUGGGUUAGAAAUUUAGUAUUUACCAGAUGACUAAUUCAGCAAAUUAAUUUGUUGGCAUUUACAAUGUUAGGAGAGAGUAAUAGCCUUCAACAAAUUAAUUUGGCCUCAAGAAAGAAAUAUGAUUGUUUUGAGGGGGUUUUUUUGCUACAUGAGAAGUUAUGAUACAAUAAGAGACUAAAUGCAUGAUUUCAUUCAUAUGGGGAAAUCUCAAAUGGGGGGACUUUCUCUAUCAAUGUAGGUUAGCAUCUUUAGAACCUUUUGUGCAAGCUAGGGUCUAAGAGAGUUUCCUACACUGUUGAGAGAUUAAGGGACUUGUCCAGUGUCACAAAACUAGUGUGUAUCAGAGGUGGGCUUGAAACCUCAAUCUUUCUGCCUCUGAGGCGGGCUCUCUGUCCAUUACACCAUACCUCAUCUGCUUAAUGUGAAGAAACUCUAUACUUAGAAUGGAUAUAAUCAUGGAAUGUUGUCCUAAAUUCCAGGGGGAGUGGGAAGGGGAAGGAAAAAAAGUGCAAAUAAAUCAUUGAACAAAUUUGGUUUAAUUGGCAUGGACAUUCUAUUUUGGUGGUGGAGAAAGAAGGAAACUUUCUAGAAGAGAUCCUAAGCAGAGAAAGUAGGGCCAAACUGCUUGAAAGAAACCAGACACUGCAGCAACUGUUUUUUCCUUUAAGCUUUGUAUAAACACAAGGACAAGGAAGCAGGGCAAUAAAGUUCACUUCAUUUUCUUGGUGAAUCAGCUUUUAGAAUCCUGUUUCUCAGGCUGCUGAGAGGAAUAAUCAAUAAAAAACAGUGUUGAAGUAGUUUGCAAACAUAAAGCUUUAUCGAGCUGCAAAGUAAUGAUAAUUAGCCUGGGCAAGAUGUAGGCAGAACAGUUUUACAACAUGGGUAACUGAAACUUAGGGAGUAACUGAAAGUGCCAGUGAAGGCAGAACUAGAAUUUGCAAUGCAUUAGUCUGUAUCACAGCCCGAAGCUUAAAUUACAACUUUGGUAAUAAUCCUUUUGUGCUAAUAUCCUGGGGAGUUGAAUGCACCAAGAGUCCAAGGCCCAGGAAAUAUGUGAGUGUCACAUUCUUCAAUAAAUCAAAAGGUCUCUGGUUUUAUUGGUGAGGACAUUCAGCCCAUCUCUCCACACCCUAAUAGUCAAUUUCCUGAGAUGCUAUGGCCAGUAAUAUUCAUUGCCUGGUAAGUGAAGUUUCUAGGGAUUGCUUCUUCACAUUUAAUGAACUUGGUCCCUAACAUACAGAAUCUGCCACCAGGCCAAAAUUCAUUCUUUUCAUCUUAUUAGAACUUGUAAGAGCUUACUUUCUGCUAAGAUAUGGUCGUUUCAUCAUUGUACUAAUCAAUGCCUCUUAAUUACCUGUUGACUAAACUGUUUUGUAUUCAAGGUUCUUUAUAAUUUGGCUUCACUGUAUCUUUCCAGGUAUAUCUUACAAUCUUCCCUUCCUUCUAUUCCAGCUAAAUUGGUCUCAAUUCCCACUUCCACAUCUUUACUUAUUCUGAAUUACAUGUUAUACUUGGAAUCAAGUAAGUAAACAUUUAUUGACUGCUAGGUACUGGAAAAUGAAAGAGUCCCUACUCACAGGGCUUAUAUUCUAAAUGCUCUCCUUUCUCAUUUGCUGUUGAAUUUCUACUGCCACUGUCUUCCUGCUUCCAACUCAUUGUUCCCAGAAUUCUCUCUCACAUAUAUAUACCUGGUUAUACCACCCCUGUGUUCAAAAAGCUUCAGUGAUUUCCUUUUACCUCCAACUCCACUUCUUGGCCUUCAAAGGCCUCUACAACCUGAUGCUAUCCUGCAUUUCCAUCCUGUUAUUAUUUCUCUCCAUAUUCUCCUGCUAAACUUGAGGACUCUUAGUCCCCCAAACCUAUCUUGUGCUUUCCUACCUUUUUGCCUUUGCUCAAGCCCUUGACUAGUCUAGAAAGCUUUGUCUUCCCCUCUUUUCAGUCAUUUUCAACUCUUCAUGACCCCAUUUUGGGUUGUCUUGGC